GUGGUCGUUAAAAAAAAUAAAAAUAUAAAAACUUCUUUUGCCGACCUCAAGAGACGGUGGUCAAUUGAAUGCUUUUGACAUUUAUGUGAUGUUGUCUGUGAUAAUAUUCAGUUGAUUUCAAAAGGAUAUUCCUUCCUUUGUGAUAAAAAUGGUGACUAACGCGCAGUGGCUUCUAAUUUUUGGAAUAUAUGUACUACAAUUUUCUGAGCUAAAGACCCAAGAGCAAAACUCUUUAAAAGAUGGCCGAGAGAAGAAACCUCAAUCUGUCAGGGAUCUCCUUAAGACGGGGUCAUGCAUUCCACCUCCAUUUAGAUGUCCACAUCCUAAGAUGCAGUAUUAUCUUUACACAAGAUCGACUCAAGAGAAAGGCGAAUUAAUAAAUACACUUGACAAUGACUCGCUUACAUAUUCAAAAUUUAACAAAAAACAUCCAACAAAGAUCGUCGUGCAUGGGUUCGGAGGGGGCAGAAAUCUAUCCCCAAGUACUGAUAUGAGAGAAGCGUAUUUCAAGCAAGGAAACUAUAAUAUCAUCAUCGUUGAUUAUGGAACACUUGUGAAGGAACCUUGUCUCAGUCAGAUAGAGUGGGCUCCUCGGUUCGCAAGUAUGUGCAUAACCCAGCUGGUGGAGUACUUACAGUAUCACCCUAUCAAGCCAGUACCGCCGGAGAAGAUACAUACCAUUGGCUACAGUGUUGGCGCACACAUUCUUGGCCUUGUCGCCAAUCAUUUAUCUGAGGGCAAGCUUGGACGAAUAACUGGUCUUGACCCCACAAUAUUCUUCUACAUGGGCAAUAAUAGAUCACGGGACCUCGAUUACACUGACGCUCACUUUGUGGACAUCUUGCACACUGGCGCGGGCAUCCUCGGUCAGUGGGGCCCCAACGGCCAUGCAGAUUUCUACGUCAAUGGUGGUUCCAGUCAGCCAGGAUGCGCACAUGAUACUAUAUUCCAAACUCUUUCAUGCGAUCACACAAAAGUAACUCCAUACUUCAUUGAGUCUAUCAACAGCCAGGUUGGUUUCUGGGCCGGCCCCUGUCCCAAUCUCUUCUCGUAUUUGAUCGGCUGGUGUGAACCCAAGGACACCGAGUACGUGCUCAUGGGAGAACACGUCACGCAUGACGCCAGAGGAGUGUAUUAUGUUACUACAAACGCGAAUCCUCCCUAUGCUAGAGGCUUCCCGGGAAAGUCCCGAAGACUUAGAUCUGUGACUUCAUACAGUUGAUUAAAUUUUAUAGAAUAUUCGUUUUCAGGGAAUUUCUUGUGCAUAGACAUUUAUUUUAAUUCGUACCUAGUUCAUUAUUAGAUUAUAUUUCCUACCUCAAAUAUGGUGUCGAGUUAAUUGAUAAGCUUAUGAUAAACAACAUCGUAUACUCAACCUUUCACUAUAAUAAUAAGCGCCUGUAAGUGCUAAAUGUACUGUGAGUAACAGCUGGAGAUUGAUCCGAAGCUAGCAGCCUGACG
This is a messenger RNA of Nymphalis io (European peacock), 1461 nucleotides long. RefSeq names its product phospholipase A1 member A-like. The transcript has 7 exons. Gene Ontology annotation, molecular function: lipase activity. The coding region runs from base 149 to 1222 and encodes 357 amino acids. The record is from RefSeq and is a predicted model, not a curated record. Gene Ontology annotation, biological process: lipid metabolic process. Lineage: Eukaryota; Metazoa; Arthropoda; Insecta; Lepidoptera; Nymphalidae.